This is a messenger RNA of Bactrocera tryoni, 1419 nucleotides long. RefSeq names its product protein ALP1-like. The coding region runs from base 22 to 678 and encodes 218 amino acids. The record is from RefSeq and is a predicted model, not a curated record. Lineage: Eukaryota; Metazoa; Arthropoda; Insecta; Diptera; Tephritidae. The transcript has 3 exons.
UUGUAUUGCGAUUUAAGGAAUAUGGAUGAAGAUUGGAUGAAUUUAAUGAAUACUUUGAAUUGUGGUGCCAUGAUGGCUGCCAUGGAGACGGAUGCUGUAUUCCAAAAAAAAGAGCGAAAGAAAUCGAGAUAUUGGGUGAGUCCAUACCUUAAGGAACGAAACGACAACGGAAGGUUCAUGACCGAUUUCGAAGCCUUGCGAAAUUCUCCUGAAUUAUUCAAUGAAAACUUUCGCAUGCCACCACAAGUUUUUGAUGAACUUUAUGAGAUGGUGGAGCCGCAUCUACGUCCGAAACGUAACAGCAGGCCAAAAGAUUUUAUUCCAAUCAAAGCCAAAUUGGCAGUGGUACUGGAAUACCUAGCUUCGGGUGAUUUGCAACGACACUUGGCUUCUUGCUAUCGUAUCAGUAAACAGCAUUUUGGCAGAAUCGUGAAAGAUGUUUGUGAAGUACUAUGUACCGUAUUAAAAAAUGAAGUGCCCGAUUGGACGGAACAAAAUUUGGUAGAAAUAGCUAAUGGUUUUGAAAACCAGUGGAAUUUUCCAAAUUGUGUUGGCGCCAUUGAUGGAAAACACAUUAGUGUAAAAGCUCCUCCAAAAAACGGAAGUAUAUUUUAUAACUACAAAAUAAGAUCACAUUCUGUGCCUCGAUUGUACCAAAAAAGUAAUACAAAUUUUUAACUUUUGGAUGUAUAGGGGUUUAAUUCAAUUGUGUUGCUGGCUACCUGUGAUGCAAAUUAUAAAUUUACCUAUUUGGAUAUAGGUGCUUAUGGAAGUGAAGGCGACUCUAAUAUUAUGAGAAGUUCUAAGUUUGGCACCAGCAUUAUGAAUGACACCUGUCUGUUUCCUCCUGACACGGUAAUUAGUAAACAAAAAAUACCGCAUUUCAUUGUAGGAGACAACGCCUUUCCUUUGUGUAAGCGGUUAAUAAAACCGUAUAGCACCACACAACUCUCGAUAGAGCAAAGGAUUUUUAACUACAGGCUAAGUAGAGCAAGGCGGUGCAUUAAAAAUGCUUUUGGCAUUUUAACUGCAAGAUGGCUUUGCCUUAGAAAUCUUUUAUUUUGCAAACCUGAGCGAGCGCAAGUUGUUGUUUCGGCAUGUUGCCUAUUACAUAAUUUCCUUACAAAUAAGUGUCGGCGAACAUAUAACUCGAAUGCGUUUUCUGGUUUUGAAGAUAGCACUGGAAAUUGGAUAGCAGGAGAAUGGGAAGUGUUGCAAGAACAAGAACACACUCGCAAUCGAAAUGAAUCCAACGUAACCACUUACCGCGGAAGAAAUUCAGAUUAUGGCAAAUAUAUACGUAAAAUAUUAACAGACUAUAUUAAUUCUACAAAUGGACCUAUCCCCUUGCAAAACAAUGCCACUUUUGUUUAAAAUUAUAUCAUUAAUCUUAUACAAAUUAAAAACAUCAAGACUAUA